AUGUCGGAGUUAUACUCUACUCUUUUCUUUGGGGAUAACCCAGAAUUUGAGGAUUUUCUCGCUCAAGAUCUUGAGGGUUUCUUGGGGCAACUAGCAAGUUCCCAUGAGUCCUCCCGUGAUUUGCUCUUCCCGUUACUGGUUUUGAUGGGCGACGAAGAUGAUGCUUCGAUGAUGACAGAGUUAGCAACUGAUGAUGGUGAUCCACAGACACAGCCUGCGAAUGCCGAGUUCGUUGAACGGCUGGAGACGGUCAAAAUCGAAGAAUCGGGUUUGGAGUGUUCGAUUUGCUUGGAUCAAUUGUCGAUAGGGUCGGAAGGUAGGCGGUUGCCAUGCUCGCAUCUUUACCAUGGCAAUUGCAUCGAGGAGUGGCUGAAGAAGAGCAAGACAUGCCCUUUAUGUCGAGCGAGUUGA
Messenger RNA from Hevea brasiliensis (rubber tree), 411 nucleotides. Its product is annotated as E3 ubiquitin-protein ligase SIRP1-like. Gene Ontology annotation, molecular function: zinc ion binding. Bases 1 to 411 code for a protein of 136 amino acids. The record is from RefSeq and is a predicted model, not a curated record. The transcript has a single exon. Lineage: Eukaryota; Viridiplantae; Streptophyta; Magnoliopsida; Malpighiales; Euphorbiaceae.